AUGAAUAACUGGAUAUAAUUGAAGAAGCAUCCUAUGAAGAAAUAUCUCUAUCGAGCAAAUAGGAAAAAUGAAUAAUUUAUUGAAAUGGAUUAAAUUAUUUAAGAAAAAAAUUAUUAAUGUGAACUUCUAUAAAAGGAUCUAUAAAAUAUGACUGUCAGAAAUGAAACUUUAGAAUCUUAAUUAGAAAUCGAUAAAGUAAAGCUUAUAAAUAAUGUAAUGAUCAAAAAAUUUUUCCAACCAUCCUUUUGA
Molecule: messenger RNA, 249 nt
Organism: Ichthyophthirius multifiliis
Lineage: Eukaryota; Ciliophora; Oligohymenophorea; Hymenostomatida
Exons: 5
Source: RefSeq, a predicted model, not a curated record